AUGGCACCAGUAUACGACACUACAGUCAUACCAGGUACACUCACCUUGGUGGAUGUAAACCAUGUCCUGGAAGCCAGACAUCUGGACCGCGGAGACAGAGACAUUGUACUAGUCCCGACACCUUCAAAUGACCCCGAUGAUCCUCUCAAUUGGAGUCCGAGGCGAAAAAUGCUAUCGACGGCUUGUGUGAGCAUUUAUACACUAUUCUCCGGUAUUGCUUGCUCGGUGGUGUACUCGGUCCUGACACCGCUCCAUGAAGCAACGGGGCUGCCUGUCAGCACCUUGAAUGAGGGAACGGGGUAUAUGUUCUUAUUGGCCGGAUGGGGACUGUUAUUCUGGCAACCAUUUGCGAUGCAGUAUGGCAAGCGACCAACGUAUAUCUUGUCCUUGAUUGGAAUUCUGGGAGUUACCAUGUGGGGUCCGUACGCAGGAACCAAUGGCCAAUGGAUCGCACGUAAUGUUGUUUCGGGGUUCUUCACAGCACCUGUUGAAGCGCUCCCGGAGAUCUCGGUGACAGAUGUGUACUUCACCCACGAACGUGGAAUGUAUAUGGGAUUGUACGCCUUCUUCCUGGCAGGAAGUAACUACUUCGCACCGGUAAUCUGCGGCUUCAUCGCCCAAUACCAAGGCUGGAGAUGGGUAUUCUACUGGCCAAGCAUCUUUGUUGGCUGCGCAAUCAUCUUCCUCUUUUUCUUCUGCGAAGAGACAAACUAUGUGCGCGAGCACGUUGAUGAACCUAGUUCCAUUGUGCGGACUGGAUCGUCGACCCAAAGUUCAAACAGCGUUGCAGACACCGAGAAUGAGAAACAUUCUCCUACUGUUGAUUUGACACCUGAAACCGAGGCUGGCGUGAUGCAUACUAAGAAGUCGUAUGUGAAGAAGCUGUCGCUUCUGGCUCCGCGCCAGAAACAAAACACUAUGUUCCGUCGGUUCUGGCAGAUUUUGUAUUACCUAUCUUGGCCUGUCAUUUUCUAUGCCGGAUUCUCGUAUGGUUCUUACCUGGUUCUGUUCAACAUCUUGAAUGGCACUGCUUCGAUCAUUCUGGGUGGUGCUCCAUACAAUUUCGGGCGAGCAUCGUCCAUGGUUGGUCUCAGUUAUCUAUCAUGCUGCCUUGGUGUGAUUCUUGGAUCCAUCUUCACGGGCCGUUUCAGUGACUGGCUCACUAUCAAACUCGCACGCCGCAACAAUGGAGUCAUGGAAGCAGAGCAUCGCUUGUGGCCAUUCCUCGCCUGUCUGGUGCUGGUGCCUGCAUCGCUCAUUCUCUGGGGCGUCGGUGCUGCAUAUGAGGUCCACUGGUUCGGAUUGAUUGUUGCCAUGUGCAUGCUUGCCUUUACCAACACUUGCGGCAUUACACUCAGUGUCAACUAUUUCAUUGACAGCUACCGAGAACUGAGUGGUGUUGCAAUGGCGAGUGUCAUCUUGGUUCGCAACACCAUGUCCUUUGCCAUUGGCUAUGGCAUUACACCCUGGAUCGACAAUAUGGGAUACCAGAACUGCUUCAUUUCUGCCGCUUUCAUCGGCAUGGCAUGUGCUGCAGUAUUCCUAUUCAUGAUCAAGUUUGGCAAGACAUUCCGCGAACGCACACGCGAGAAGUACUGGAAGCUGGUCACAGAGAACUGGGAGCAUGGAAUGGGCCAUUAA
Penicillium nucicola is the source of this 1641-nucleotide messenger RNA. Its product is annotated as putative MFS transporter. The coding region runs from base 1 to 1641 and encodes 546 amino acids. The transcript has 9 exons. The record is from RefSeq and is a predicted model, not a curated record. Gene Ontology annotation, biological process: transmembrane transport. Lineage: Eukaryota; Fungi; Ascomycota; Eurotiomycetes; Eurotiales; Aspergillaceae. Gene Ontology annotation, molecular function: transmembrane transporter activity.